Messenger RNA from Ruditapes philippinarum (Manila clam), 1662 nucleotides. RefSeq lists its product as uncharacterized. Lineage: Eukaryota; Metazoa; Mollusca; Bivalvia; Venerida; Veneridae. Gene Ontology annotation, molecular function: GTPase activity; GTP binding. Bases 1 to 1662 code for a protein of 553 amino acids. The transcript is spliced from 14 exons. The record is from RefSeq and is a predicted model, not a curated record.
AUGUGGCUGCAUGGAGGUGUAUCACUUUCUCCAUCUACAUCUGGGGGACAUGAAACAAUGUCCACUCCAGUGGAUAUUACUGUUAAACAAAAUCUUGACACAUGUGGCACACAUGUCAAUUCUGAAACUGAAUCCGAAACUGAAAGAACAAUAACGCCUGAAGAGCUAGAUAAAGAUAGCACUUCAGUGGGAUUUAAUAAUGAACAAAAGCCGGAUACUUGCUCAGAUGUUCGGUCAGAAAUAAUGGAAAUAAUGGAAGCAACUCAAACUGAACAGACGAAAAUGUCAGAAGAAACUGACAGAGAGAGGACUUCAGCGGGGCCUAAUGUUGAACAAAAAGUAGCAGACACUGAAGAAACGAUAACACCUGAAGAACCUAACAGAGAUAGGACGGUGGGGCCUAAUGUUGAAGAAACAGUUGAAACUAGCCCGAGAGUCCAUUUCGAAACAGUAGCAAAAACUGUUACUGAAAAGACGAUAACACCAGAAGAGCUUAAUAAAAAGAGCUUCAUAGAGGAGGGAUUAAAUGAUGAACAUAAACCUAAUACUUGCACACAUGUCGAUUCAGAAAUAGUCGGUGAGACUGAAACUGGACAGACGAUAAUGUCAAAAGAGCUUGACAAAGAUAGGGCUCCGUUGGGGCUUGAUGUUGAUCAAACAACUGAUACUGGCACAGAUGUCCGUUCUGAAAUAAUGGUAAAAAAUGAGCGAACGAUAAUGCAAGAAGAUCUUGGUAAAGAUAGUGAUAUAGUCGUACCUAUUGAGGAAGGAAAUCUCGAUGAUGACAAACUAGCCCAUUUUGAAGAAAAUGAAGAACCUCAAGUUGCACAUGAGAUAGUUUCAGAAGAGCUUGAUAAAGAAGUAUGCACUCCUGUGGAGCGUAAUGAUGAACAAAAACCUGAUAUUAACAUACAUGUACAUCCUGAAAUAAUGGAAACAACUGUAACAACUGAACCGGCGAUAAUGGCAGAAAAACUUUACCAAGACAAGUCUUCAGAUGGGCCUAAUGUUAAACAGAGUUCUGAUACUGACACACAUGGCCAUUCUGGAACAGGUGUGGAAUCCAAAACUGAACAGAAGAUACUUUCAAAAAAACUUGAUAAGAAUAGUACCACCUCGGUGGGACGUAAUGAUGAACAAAAACCCAAUGCUGGCACAAAUGUGGUAGAAACUGAAACCGAACAAAUGAUCAUGUCAGAAGAGCUUGACAAAGACAGAGAACAAGAUUGGAUAUUUGAAAAGCCGAUGUGUUUAAUAUCAUCCAACAAUGGACUUCUUGAAGUUGUAGACGACACAGUGAGGGCGUUAGAGAAAAUUGAGAUGCCAUUAAAUGUUGUAGCUAUAGCGGGCCUUUACAGAACAGGUAAAUCCUACCUGAUGAAUCGAUUGGCUGGAAGAAACUCUGGGUUCAUGAUGGGUAGCUCAAUAGAUUCAUGUACUAAAGGUAUUUGGGCAUGGUGCAGACCACACCCUAAAAAGCAAAAUGAAGUAUUAUUGUUACUCGAUACUGAAGGUUUAGGAGAUGCUACAAAGGGUGAUAUUGACCAUGACAAUAAAAUAUUUACUCUGACUACUUUAAUCAGCAGCACGUUAGUAUACAAUGUGAUGUCAGCUUUUAAUCAAGAUGCAGUUGAGAAACUAACGUAUCCUUUUCUGCUUUGA